GCCCAAAACCUGGCCGGCCCUUAAAACCCUCCCCAGACAUCUAUCUCUGCGGCGUCUUCUCCUCCUGCGUCGACCUCUUUCCCCUCCGCACCCUUGCAGCGGCGGCGGCGGCAGCGGCAGAGGAGCCUUCCCGUGCACUCGCCGGACGCAUCCAAAAACACAAUGAGGAGGUACAGCCCCCCACACCGUAGCCCCCCAAGGAGGGGAUAUGGCGGCAGCCCUGCACAUCGUAGUCCCCCAAGGAGGGGAUAUGGCGGCAGCCCCCCACAUCGUAGUCCCCCAAGGAGGGGAUAUGGUGGUAGAGGAAGAAGUCCUCCAAGGAGGGGAUAUGGAGGAAGGAAGGAGCAAGGUUCUGGAAGUCUCUUGGUCCGCAACAUCCCAUUAAGCGCCAGAGCGGAGGAUCUUCGAGUUCCCUUUGAAAGGUUUGGUCCUGUUAGGGAUGUUUACCUGCCAAAGGAUUACUACAGCGGGGAGCCGCGAGGAUUUGCAUUUGUGGAGUUUGUUGACCCUUAUGACGCCUCUGAAGCCCAAUAUCACAUGAAUCGUCAGGUAUUUUUUGGCCGUGAGAUAACUGUUGUACUUGCAGCUGAGUCACGGAAAAGGCCAGAGGAUAUGCGCAGUAGAACUAGAAUCAGGGGGUAUUCUGGAGGUCAGGAAGGGCGCCGUUCCUCCCAUUAUGGUAGGUCCCGUUCCCGUUCACGCUCCCUCUCCCCACGACCUCGGGGUGGCCGUCCUCGGUCAAGGUCGUACUCUCCUGCUCCAAGACGGCGAGAUGACUACUCAGCUUCCCCACGGGGAAGGGAGUCUCAUCGUACAAAAUCUCCUAUCCGUCAUCCAAAAGAAAAUGAAGAAGGCAAGCGGAGAUCCUAUUCUCCUGCUGGCAGGGAUGGUGACCAACGUGAUGCUGAUAAUGAUUAUGAGAAGAGGUCGCCCCCACCUGACAGUGAUGGAUCUCCUUCACGCAGGAGGGCACCCGCCAGGCCAUCCUCAGGAUCGCCCCCAGGAUCCCGCUCCAGGUCCCCUGACGCGUCCCCUGCUCGCAGCGACUGACAGAUGAGCACCACCCUCCGCUGCAUCGCCAUCUAGCUUGUUUAUUUAUCCGACUAUAUCGUCUUAGUAAAACCCUUUGGACCCUUUGGGUUGUGGUAAUGUAUUGCUUGUUAGCGAACACAUAUUUCUGUUCCGUGCCUGCUUGUUGCUGUCGAACCUCCAGACUUUUUUGCUAUGUAUUGGGCACCUUCCAUUUCCCUCAUCUUUAUUUGUGUUCUGGAGUGACGACAGUUCAGGGAUCCAUUUUCCAUUUACUUUGUUUGGAAAAGAA
Molecule: messenger RNA, 1321 nt
Organism: Brachypodium distachyon (stiff brome)
Lineage: Eukaryota; Viridiplantae; Streptophyta; Magnoliopsida; Poales; Poaceae
Product: serine/arginine-rich SC35-like splicing factor SCL30
Exons: 8
Coding region: 163-1050 (295 amino acids)
Molecular function (GO): RNA binding
Source: RefSeq, a predicted model, not a curated record